UAUAAAUAUCCAAAACCCAAACAUUCCCCCAUUCCUACACUCCUCUCUUCUUCUCCCUUCUUUCAAGUUUUUUAUUGAAUUUUAACUUGAAAGCUUUGCGAGUCAUGUCGGACGAGGAGCACCACUUUGAGUCGAAGGCUGACGCUGGCGCUUCCAAGACUUACCCGCAGCAGGCGGGCACCAUCCGUAAGAAUGGAUAUAUCGUCAUAAAAAAUCGUCCUUGCAAGGUUGUGGAGGUUUCUACUUCCAAAACUGGGAAGCACGGUCAUGCUAAGUGUCACUUUGUUGGAAUUGAUAUCUUCAAUGGAAAGAAGCUUGAAGAUAUUGUUCCCUCCUCCCACAAUUGUGAUGUUCCCCAUGUCAAUCGUACUGACUACCAGCUGAUUGAUAUCUCUGAGGAUGGCUUUGUGAGUCUGCUGACUGAGAAUGGCAAUACUAAGGAUGACCUGAGGCUUCCAACUGAUGACAAUCUGCUUGCACAGAUCAAGGCUGGAUUUGAAGAAGGGAAAGAUCUUGUUGUGAGUGUGAUGUCUGCUAUGGGAGAGGAGCAGAUUUGUGCCCUGAAGGACAUUGGUCCCAAAAACUGACCUUGUUUGUUUGAUAUGAAAUGGUGAAGGCCGUAGAACAGAAGAUGGACGGUAAGAUUGUGUAGAGGAUAAGAUAGUGUAGCUUAUUAGGGUUUGUGGUUUUGAGAUGAAGGAACUAAUUGUUGCCUCUUAUAAGAUGACUCUGCCAUUUGUUAAUUGGCAUUUAUAGACUAUAUUUUUGUUUUGUUUAAUUACUGCAUUACUUGAAGGUUGAACUGUGGUUCUGUUCUUGGUGUGGAGAAGUUAUGUUCGCCAUCAAGACUGUAUAUACACUUCUAAGCACCUUUUUAAGUUACGAGUUGCAAUCUGUAGUCUUCUCUGACUCGGUGGUCAGUCUCUUCAGUGCAAGGUUGAGAAUCCUGAGGAUCGCAUUUAUGUUUA
Molecule: messenger RNA, 968 nt
Organism: Mangifera indica (mango)
Lineage: Eukaryota; Viridiplantae; Streptophyta; Magnoliopsida; Sapindales; Anacardiaceae
Product: eukaryotic translation initiation factor 5A-like
Exons: 5
Coding region: 105-587 (160 amino acids)
Biological process (GO): positive regulation of translational termination; positive regulation of translational elongation
Molecular function (GO): translation elongation factor activity; ribosome binding; RNA binding
Source: RefSeq, a predicted model, not a curated record